This is a messenger RNA of Aplosporella prunicola CBS 121167, 2874 nucleotides long. RefSeq lists its product as uncharacterized. The coding region runs from base 1 to 2874 and encodes 957 amino acids. The transcript is spliced from 3 exons. The record is from RefSeq and is a predicted model, not a curated record. Gene Ontology annotation, molecular function: ATP:3'-cytidine-cytidine-tRNA adenylyltransferase activity; RNA binding. Lineage: Eukaryota; Fungi; Ascomycota; Dothideomycetes; Botryosphaeriales; Aplosporellaceae. Gene Ontology annotation, biological process: tRNA 3'-terminal CCA addition.
AUGGCGACCGCUGCUCCUACUGCCAAGAUGCUAGAGCUCACCGAAAUUGAGCAAACGCUGCGUCGGCUGCUUCUCGAUGUUGCCAAGUACAUCGACGAGAACCCAGCCCCCAGCAUCGACUCUCAGGUCGAACUUCCCCAAGAGCUCGCUGAUGCUAACCUUGUGCUCCGCUUCACCGGCGGCUGGGUGCGGGACAAACUGCUGGGCGUGGGAAGCCAUGACAUCGAUGUCGCCAUCAACAAGAUGACCGGCUAUCAAUUUGGUCUUCGCAUGAAAGACUAUCUGAGCGUUCCCGGAAACCCCGAAAAGUAUGGGCUUGAGGGCAUUGCAAAAGACGGUGCUGACGCCAAGGCCGGCACCACUGACAAGAGCAAGCGCGUGGGUGGUCUUCACAAGAUCGAAGCCAACCCGGAAAAGUCAAAACACCUUGAAACGGUGACUACGAAUAUCAUGGGGCUUGACAUUGAUCUUGUAAACUUGCGCAAGGAGACGUACUCGGAAGACAGCCGCAAUCCGCAAAUGGAAUUUGGCUCGCCCGAAGAAGAUGCUCUGCGCCGUGAUGCCACCGUCAACGCCAUGUUUUACAAUCUGGAGACCUCAGAGAUUGAAGACUUUACCGGCAAGGGCUUUGAAGAUAUGCAGCUCAAGGUUAUUCGCACCCCACUUGAGCCCUAUCAGACCUUCAAAGACGACCCUCUGCGUGUGUUGCGCUUGAUUAGGUUUGCCAGCAGGCUCUUCUACACGAUCGAUCCAGCUGCCGAAGAAGCCAUGGGCCAUGCGGACAUCAAGGAAGCGCUGCGCAUUAAAAUCAGUCGGGAACGUGUCGGCGUUGAGCUAGAAAAGGCACUCAAAGGUCCUGACCCCGUCUCUGCUCUCUAUCGCAUCGAAAAGUUGGGCCUGUAUGAGACUGUCUUCUCAGACCCCACCAAAGACCACAACUAUACACCACCAAAGGAGUGGCCCAUUGCGUACCAAUGCUUGAACAGAAUCAUCGGCAGUGGCCCAGGAGACAAUGGUGACAGUAGCCCCGCCCACCAGACUAUCCGCGACCUUGCCAUCCGUGAUGCCGAUGAUAGGUAUUUGGCCUGGCUGAUCUCUGCGUUCGUUCCCUGGACAGAUGCUCCUGAGCCGCAGCCGUCCAAGCCAGGGUCGAGAGCUCCCCCUCCGAUAGCGGCUCAGGUGGCCAGAGAAGGCAUCAAGACUACGAACAGGGUCUGUGAUAUCAUAAUCGCAUCGAUCAAGAACCUCGAAGAGAUUAGAGGCUUGAAGGAUCGUUUCAACGCGCAACAGAAACGGCCGGAUAGGAAGUUGGAAGGAGAAAACCCAGCUGCUCGUGAUACUCUUGGUAUGGCGAUCCGUCGGUGGGGACCAACCUGGAGAAACCAGGUGGUGUAUGCGCUGCUUUACGAAGUUAUGAACAUGGCGAGUGCAGAGAACGACAUCAUCACGUCCUACAGCAACUUCCUGUCCCACAUCCAAAACAUCGACGUAGGGGAGGCCUACAACCUCAAGCCUCUUCUCGACGGCAAGGCGCUUGCCAAAGCGCUCGAGACGCCACCAGGACCGUGGAUGAAGCCCGCGCUCGACGUAGUCACAGCAUGGCAGCUGCGCAACCCGUCGGUCACGGAUGCAGGCGACGUGAUCGAGGACGUGCGCGUGUGGCGCGAAGCCAACCCCGACGCGGGCCGGGAGUUUGAGAGAGAAAGGCCAGCAAAGCCAAAGAAAGGAAAGAAGGGUGAGCCUCUCACGCCCCACCUCGCAGCGCACUUCCUUCGGCUUACCAUCCGCCCGCUGUUCGCAAAGGCACGUAACCCCGAGAUCACGCGCCAAGGCCGCAAAAGCAUGCAGACGGAGCGGGCGCGCACGAACAUAGCGCUGCUGGAGGACGAGACGGAGACGCAGCCGUGGAAGAGCGCGCGCGCGCAGUAUGCACUAGACCUGCUGCGCUGGACGGUGUUGACGCUGUCCAGCGCGCGCGUAGAACAAGAAUGGGCCUUACUCGUCCCCCCCAUACUCACGCUCGUCGACGACGCCUCGCCCCCGCACAAAACAACAGGCGCAGCACUGCUGCACGCCCUCCUGCUCGUGACGCCGCCGCCCCUCCUGCAGCGCACGGGGCUCGCCCCCGUCUUCCACGCCGCCCUCAUGCCCUGCCUCACGUACCUCCCGCCACUGACCCCAGAAUCCGACGCCCUCCCCCUCCUGCACGCCGCGUUCCCUGCCCUCCGCGCCCUCGCCCGCGUCGCGCACCCCCUUCCUAACCCCCACCCCCCCACCGCCCCCUUCGAUUCCGCUACCCUCGUUCGUGCCCGCGCCCUCGACCGCCUGGUUACGGACGGCGUGGUAGCAGGCUUCGCGCACGCGGGGCAGCACGUCCGCGUCGCGGCGUUGUUGCUACGGCAGCUGGGCCCGCUGCUCCACGACCUGGGCGUCCAUGCUGUCAAGCACUUGGGGCGUCUGGUGCCGCUGCUGGCGGAUGUGCUGGCGGAUCCGCUGGGCGCGGCUUGUUUGCCGUUAUUGCGGGAGGCGGCGGCCGCGGCGGGGGUGCUGGUGCGGUGCGCGUGGGUUAGGGCGGGGGUGUGGAGAGGGGAGGUGCUGCGGGGGGUGGGGGGGGCUUGGGUUGGGUUGGUGGGGAUUGGGGAGGGGGAGGUGGUGGGGAACGGGGGUGGUGCGGAGGGUGUGGGUGUGGGUGAUGUGAGGAGCGAGUUGCGGGCUUUGGUGGGGGUUUUGGGCCGGGCGGUGUGUGGGGACGAGGCGCUGGGGCGGGGGGUCUGGGAGCGAGAGUGUGCCGAGUUGGUUAAGGUGGAGGGGCGGCUGGGCGGCUUGUUUGAGGGCGUGGUUCCUGUGUCUGAGGGAGAGGAGGCGAGGGCGUAG